GGGACAUUAGCGGAGUGCAGUUUGUCCCAUUUCUAGCAGACCAGGUUCAUCCAGUCAGGCAAGAUGGUCUUCAUCCUGGGCGUGAACUUCCCUGAGCGGAACCUCGUCAAGAAAUCGCUCCAGUCCUUUUUCGGUAUUGGCAACAAUGCCUCUUCACGCCUUCUAGCCCGCUUCCACAUCCACCCCACAUGCAAAGUCGGCGAACUGGCAAACAAGCAGGUCCUCGACAUCACGGCUGCUUUGUCCGAGAUGAAAAUCGAGAACGACCUUCGCAGACAAUACCUGGAUGAUAUCAAACGCUUGAAGGAGACGGGUACAUACCGGGGUAGACGACAUGCAUUGGGACUCCCAGUUCGUGGACAGAGGACGAGAACUCAGAUCAAAACUGCUGUCAAGCUCAAUCGUAUGGAAAGAAGGCUCUGAGCUCACUACACCGACUAUUUGUACUUUGUUGGACCUCGCGAUCUUUAUGUGGGGGGCAUGGCAUGGCGUUUAUCUUUAAUUUCUUGUAAUUGAGUAUCGGAUACAGUUCAAAAACUCAUGAGAUGUACUAUAUCUAGAGAAGGAAUAUGCAGCC
Molecule: messenger RNA, 577 nt
Organism: Aspergillus pseudotamarii
Lineage: Eukaryota; Fungi; Ascomycota; Eurotiomycetes; Eurotiales; Aspergillaceae
Product: mitochondrial 37S ribosomal protein uS13m
Exons: 4
Coding region: 64-423 (119 amino acids)
Biological process (GO): translation
Cellular component (GO): mitochondrion; small ribosomal subunit; ribosome
Molecular function (GO): structural constituent of ribosome; RNA binding
Source: RefSeq, a predicted model, not a curated record